Ophidiomyces ophidiicola is the source of this 1191-nucleotide messenger RNA. RefSeq lists its product as uncharacterized. The record is from RefSeq and is a predicted model, not a curated record. Bases 1 to 1191 code for a protein of 396 amino acids. Lineage: Eukaryota; Fungi; Ascomycota; Eurotiomycetes; Onygenales; Onygenaceae. The transcript has a single exon.
AUGUACUUCGCCGAGACGAACGCAACAUUCGCUGCAGUAGAAUCUGCAGCAAAACUCGCUCCUCGAGGUCUUUCUUUUGGAGCCACAGUCGGCUGGAUAUUAGCCUUGGGGUUCCUCGGAAUGGGCAUUGAAGGGUAUAUCCCACCGGCGCCCAAGGAACCUGGCACUAGCGUCAGAAUCGGCCUCGGCACAAUAAGGGAAGAAGGCAGUGCUGGCGGGAACCUGCCCGGUGUUGCUGCGUGGGAUGUAUAUGGUAAACGACUGGGCGAGGCUUGGGGAGGGAAAAAAAUAAUUUCAAACGGAAGCCCCGUUGAUAUCCUGGCAGUGCACUACAAGGGCCUCGGCGGCGCCCUAGGGCAGUACGUCGCAGUCACCAAUGGCGGAAACGACGCGAUUUGCAUUGCUUUCAUGGUGGUCAAGUGGCUGGAGGACAAUUUUGCCUGGAUCGGGGAUGCUGGAAAGGAGUGCAACGCCGACUGGUACUAUUCCGAGACGAUCAUCAGGAACAGUCCCACGGGGCAGUCGUUUAAGCCGGUGUGCAUCUGGAUUGACCGCGAUCGGUCUCUGGGCCUCCGAUUUCAGGGUUUCGGAAUGCAUAUCAUCGAUUUUGACGUCCGGGAAAUCGGGCGGCAGCGACAGUACACCAAAUAUCCCGAAACGAUGUGCAGUAGGCCGAGAUUCCACAUGUAUAAAGAUAUGAAAACCGAGGACGACAUCUAUGUCUUUGAUCCUCCUCUGGAGUAUCUGCCUGACGGCACCGACAAAGAUAUUCGGAAAGUCCUGGUGGGAGGGAAGCUGGCCGGUACGUUACGGAAGCCCUGGAGAAAACGCGACAACUAUCACAUUAUGCCACGGGCCGUUCCGAUUACGCCACGCGAGCAAAAACUUCGCUCGAAAUUCCUGAGGGACGUUCUGAUAGUGAGCGGUUGGCCAGCGCACAAAGCGGUGCAGCUGUGCAAGAGCCAGACGUCGGCGGGGCCGGACCUGGUAUCCCUGAGCGACGGUUUAUUCUGUGAUAUGGAGAGUAAGGAGGUCUGGCCGCUGUGUAAGAACGGGACGAUGACGAAGCAUGCUUGCUUUGACGUUGAUACGCGGAGGAUGAAGGGAGGAAGAAUCGGCGCUCGAGACCGGCUCUCUGGGCGAGCGAUCCCGGCCAAGGCGUAUGCAACAGUCAGAAACUGGGGUAGCUGA